Lactuca sativa (garden lettuce) is the source of this 1279-nucleotide messenger RNA. The record is from RefSeq and is a predicted model, not a curated record. NCBI's taxonomy places the organism in Eukaryota, Viridiplantae, Streptophyta, Magnoliopsida, Asterales, Asteraceae.
UUAUUUGUAAAGAAUUUUAUAGGAUGGGGUUGAAAGUGUAAAAUAGGGACUUAGAUUGAAAUGAAUAAGAGAAGGAGGGGCUGGAGAUCUAAUUAUGGGAGAGUUGCAAUAAGGACCGGGUAUAUAUGCAAUGCGAUGAGUCAUUUGUAACCUAACCCUAGCAAAGAGAGUGCAGCCGCCAUCAUUGGUUCAUCAGCCGCCUCCACCUUAUUUCCCCCACCUAGUGUCGCCGCUCCCUUCGUAGAGUCACCACCGCUGCUACUCUCCCACUGGUGACGACCAGCGCUGCAAGGAAGCCUCCGAGGCCGGUGCACCUGUCGCAUCUGCUCCAUCUCCUUAUUGAAGAAAUCGCCACCAUGCGACCUUGCUGUGACGAUAGUAACUUCCAACCGCCGCCUGGCGUCUUGAUGGUAUUGUGCGGGUUGCGUCCUAGGUCAUCACCGAUGUAUUAUGGCAUUGCUCGGGGCUCGCGAAGUAGGUUCGUUCAUGGGGGAUGGAAUCUGCCAAGUUAGAGUGGUGAUGAACCACCAUGGCGGCCGACCAUGGUGGUUGUCAUCGUUAGCACCGCCGCUGAAGCUGCUGCUGUCACUAGUGUUGCAGUUUUCGUCGUCACCUUCCACCUCAUCUUCAGUCUCUUCGUCAACCACAACCUGCCAACGUUCCUGCCGCCUCCGACCACCUUCGGGAAUCUGUCAGCCAGCAGCUGGGGUGGAGUCUGCGGGACUUCAGCAGUUUGGGAUUGUGUCUUCGGGACUUCAGCAGUGUGAGGUACUCAGUUUUCAAAAGAGGAGCUCGGAGAGGUUGCAGUGCACACACCAUUUGUUCAGCCUGGGAUGUUUAUACUUUGAUAUAUUUGACAGUUGUUAUGAUAUUUUGAGAUAUAUUGUUUAUGAUUCUUAUACGACGUCGAUGAAUAUGGUUUUAUUACUGAUUUAAAACGAAAUUUUCAGACUGUAUUUUUGGGUCGUUACAAUUCACGAAGCUGAUCUAUAAGGUGGGUAUAAGGUUGCGGCCUCUAAAAUGGCGCUUAAUGGGUGUACACUCACACCCACCGCUUGCUUGAUUGGUGGAGGGUCGUUAGCCGAACGGGUAGGAUAGGUCAACCUCAUCCUCUUAUUAAAAGUAUAAUAAGUAAUACGAAGUAACUACUCAUUUUUUUUUAAAAAAAUUUCCCAAUCUUAGUUACUUUAGGAAAAGUGAAUUGAUGCAAUCCCAUGAAAUUACACUUUUCACCCUUGCUAAGAAGUUAGUGGAGCGUGUGUGGUUUACCGGCACACUA